This is a messenger RNA of Rattus norvegicus (Norway rat), 3841 nucleotides long. RefSeq names its product HUWE1 associated protein modifying stress responses (gene Hapstr1). The record is from RefSeq and is marked validated. Gene Ontology annotation, biological process: negative regulation of signal transduction by p53 class mediator; regulation of cellular response to stress. Lineage: Eukaryota; Metazoa; Chordata; Mammalia; Rodentia; Muridae. Gene Ontology annotation, molecular function: ubiquitin protein ligase binding. Gene Ontology annotation, cellular component: nucleus; cytoplasm.
CAGAGGCGUCGACGACGCCGCCGUAGACGACGUUCCUCAGUCUUCGGGGUGGGCUCGGCGGCGCAGAGGCCUCGGGUUGUGCGGGGUGGGUGCCGGCUCCGCGGGCUUGCACAGAGGCCUGGGCCGGCCGCCGGGCUCCUUGUCCCCGGGCCUGUCGACGACGACGCUCCCGCGGGGGCCCCGCUUAAGGAGGACGCGGCGGCGGCGGCCAGGCCGCGGGAGGCCGCGGAGGAUGGAGGAGCGAAAGGAGGAGGGCGAGGCGGAGAUCCAGGAGCACGGGCCGGAGCACUGGUUCUCCAAGUGGGAGCGGCAGUGCCUAGCGGAGGCCGAGCAGGACGAGCAGCUGUCCCCCGAGCUGCAGGAGGAGGCGGCGGCCGCCGCGCAGCCCGAACACAAGCAGCAGAAGCUGUGGCAUCUCUUCCAGAACUCGGCCACGGCAGUGGCUCAGCUCUACAAAGAUCGAGUAUGUCAGCAGCCAGGACUUUCUCUCUGGGUCCCUUUCCAAAACGCAGCCACCGCAGUCACCAACCUCUAUAAAGAAAGUGUGGAUACCCAUCAGCGAAGUUUUGAUAUUGGAAUUCAGAUUGGCUAUCAGCGACGAAAUAAGGAUGUGCUGGCCUGGGUUAAAAAGCGCAGAAGAACUAUUCGUAGAGAAGAUUUGAUCAGCUUCCUAUGUGGAAAGGUUCCUCCACCACGAAACUCUAGAGCUCCCCCAAGACUGACUGUAGUGUCCCCUAACAGAGCUACUUCAACGGAAACUAGCUCAUCUGUAGAGACUGAUUUGCAACCCUUCCGGGAAGCCAUAGCUCUGCAUGGUCUUAGUGGUGCAAUGGCUAGUAUAAGCGUGCGUUCGAGUACCCCAGGCUCUCCUACACAUGUAAGCAGUGGACCGAAUGCUAGUCGAAGGAGAAAUGGACUCCAUGAUGUCGAUUUGAACACUUUCAUAACAGAAGAAAUGGCACUCCACUUGGACAAUGGUGGAACUAGAAAGCGUACCUCAGCCCAGUGUGGCGAUGUCAUUACAGACUCACCAACCCAUAAACGCAACAGAAUGCUCUAAACUGCAGACACUUUCACACCCACCAUGCUGCUUGAAAGCCACUCGAUCCUCAACAUAUACUAUUACUGCAAAGGAAACAUGAGGCCAUCUUCCCUUGUUCACUGUUUAAGAAAAGUGAAUUCUCUAGUGGUUGCCAUAAAAGGAAGUUCUAGGUAUUUACAGUAGAUGCCUCCUGUAACUAUGGCUUUCUCAAACUAUAAUCCUAGCAGAGGACAUGAAAUAUUGUAGUCAUUAGCAAGAUCAUCAUAGGCAAACAUAUAUCCGUUCCAAGGCGAAAAGUGACCUUAACUGUAUUUAUUCUCAAAGGGAAAGGAAAUAUCAGAUGUUUAUUUGGUUAUAGAAUGCUUUCUUAUUUUUAUUUUUUGGUCCAUUUCCUGCUGUGUUGAGUAUUUUUACUUAAACAGUAUUGCCAGGUUCCUACAAUUGUCUAAAACCUUGAUCUGGCUUGCAAGCCAGGUCUGCAGGCUUCCAUUUUUGCAGCCACACUGAACCCACACACCUGGUUUCCAUAGUGAUAGCGUGCAAUUUCUGAUUAUCAGAUUAUGCCCAGUUUUCAGUUUUCAAUCAGUUGUAACUGGUGACUGUGAGAUGUAAAGAGGUGCUAUGGUGGUCAUGCAGACAGUACACAAUACUGAGUCAGUACACAGGACUCUUAUGGAAUCACUCUGUGUGGUAGUGCUCUGAAAAUAGCAAUAGUAAACUGUCCCCACAAUACCCCUGUAGGCUUCAACUCAGUUUUAAGACAAGUACUACUUCCUAUGCCGGGUACUUUACUUAUGGUUAAACACAGACUGCAUUCAAAGUGACCUGGAAAACAGGUCAUGAUCUUUGAGAGUGGGCUUCCUUUUUGGUUUGGUAGUAGUGAGAGGAAAUGGACGGUGGGAGUAGAUAUUUAUUCUUUAGGUUUUUUUUUUUUUUUAAGCAUUUUUAUGGAUGCCCUACUGUGUGUAGUUGUCAUAGUAGGUGGAAGAUGAUAAAUGUUUUAUCUGCUACUAAUGUGAAAGUAACUUAAAUAGCAAAACCCAACUUUUCCUGUCCCUCCAUUUCUCUCAGAAAUGCAGUUUGGAAUUUCAUUCUGGAAAAGAUGAGAUCGCAUGGAGGUUCUCUAGAUGUUAGGUAGACCCAAGUAAAAGCUCUUAGAGUCUUCUUUGGGUAAAUUUAAGACCUCUUGUAGCUACAAACAUUUUAGAGCAUGUUUCAUCUGCAUUUUUACUACCUUGAACUGAAUGGUAGUCUUUUUUAGAAGACUGAUGUCAGCCUGCCAGGUACUGUAAUUCAUCCUAUCCUAUUAUAUUAUAUAUCAAGUAGGACAGUGAAAAUGUUUCCUUGCAAACUUGUAGUCCAGUUUCAGUUUCUUCUAUUUUUAUCCUUAGUAACCAUUGCAAAUCAGUGUAAGGGUUUUUCUGGUAAUUACAGCACUUUGUUAAAAGUUUGCAAUUUUGUCAGCCAUUAAUAAUAACCUUUCUGUGAAGAAACCUUACUAAGUUAACCAUUACUGACUGAGUGGGAUGUGAAUGGAAUGUUAGAAAUGUUGUGUGAAUUGAAGUUCUGUACUCAUAGAUAUAGCCCUUAUUUAAAACAGUGAACUCCGUGUUCAGACUAGGAAGGAAAGUAAGGUAUUUCUCAGUUUUUGCAAAAGUGGAGCUUUGUUUUAUUUGAAAAGCAGGAAGAAUUAUAGCAAUCUGUCAUUUUACCUUAAAUGGACGACCCUGUGCAUCACAAGGACUUCCAGGCUUCCCUUAGGAUACACCAAGACAUGGAGUUCAAUUUUGCUUUUCUGUGGUUGUGAAUAUAAAUUCUGGAAUUGGGUUUGACGGUGUGAUUGCUCUGACAAGAAGCCAGAACUCCCAUUCCUGAGGGACUUGAGACCGAGGAACAUGCUUCAUCUCCCUUCCUGCCUUGUUCUGUUUCCUCUGUCCAAGUUGAAUAAUGAUAUUCUUGGUUGUUUGGUUUAAGUUGGUGCUCUGAAGCUGAAUCUCAGUGCCCUUUACUCUCAGUUGUCAAAUUUUGAUAAAACGUGCCAUUUUCUUUGGUAAGAGAAAGCAGGUCUAAUGUCUGCCAGAACACAAUUUAUAUGCCGAAUUAUUGGCUCCAUUAAACUUUUUAAAAACUUUAGCAUUGGUUACUUUUUUCCAUUGCAUUCAACAUGUAGUGUCCUUCUCAACUCUGUCCCUUUCCUCUCUGGCCAGAAUAGAGUAACUGAGACCCAUCAGUACAAAGUGAGGUGUUCUCUAAUCUUAGCAUGAGUUGGUCUGCUCUAGUUCAGAAUCUUUUGGAAGUUUUCAUUAGUUACGAUGCAGAACAUCAAAGACCCCACAUACUAGUGUAGUAUUAGACACUGACUUUUUUGUUUUUGUUUUUGUUUUUUGUUUUUUUUUUCUUUUCUUUUUUUUGGACAAGUCUUUUUGUGUAGCUCAUGCUGACUUACAACAUUUGAUCCUCCUGUUUCAGUUGCCUGAGUGCUACGGUUUACUGGCAUGGUGCUUGCUUGGCCUUUUCAGCCAAUCAGGAACAGAACGGGCUACUCUUGAAGCUAAGCACUUGAGCAUGGGGAACAGAGUCUGAUUCUUAACACAGUUCAUUAGUCUUGUCAUUAACUGACAGGAGUAGGCCAGGCCAAGUUCUCCACUGCAGUGUCCUGAAUGUAGCUGAGAGGCUCAAGAACUUUAUUACAAUGCUCAAUAUCUUAGACAGCAAAAUUAGAAUAUCCUCACUGUAGUUUACCUCAUCGAAGUAAUGGCAUACACUUAAACCAUAACCCAAAUAAAUCAUCGAGAAUAU